UGCCAGACCCUGGAGCUCCCCAGGGGCCGAUGGGAGCCUGAGCCUGAGCCAGGGGGAGGGGAGGCUAAGCCAUCCCAGCAGGUUUCCCGUGGGAGCCACGUGCUGCUAUAGAUGGAGCUACUACCUGGUCCAGAGCCCACCACUGAAGGGGCUGGGCAGCUCCUGGGAGCACUGCCUGUGGCAUGAUAUUGCCCAGGACGAAGAGUGACCAGGCUUCUCCAGAUCCUUCUCAAUCAGAUCAGAGGGCAGGAGUGGCUGGAAACCGAGAGCCCCCGAUACAGAUAAACUGGGACUGAUGCCCGUGUUGGCCCAGCCUGGCCAGUGCUGCUGGCUGCCUCCAGGUUCGCUCUUGGGGUCAAUGCCUUCACCCACUAUCCCACUGACCUGCAUAAAAAUUACCCAGCCCCAGAUCUCCAUGGACACCAACAUUCUCGCCAUCGCCAUUGCCACAGUGUCAUCCUUCGUGUUUGUCCUGGCCAUCUUGCUGCUGCUGCUCUACCAGCGGGAACCCCGGUGCUGCCAGUUCCUCUGCUCCUGCCGCUUCUUCCAGGGUCCUAGCCAGUGUGACUGUCCCCCUCCCUACUUUAGCAAUAACCAGGACUUGGUGGGACCCCCAGCCAGAUCCCAGCCAUCAGAGAGGAUGAGAACUAGAAUGCAGGGGCAUUUCCAGAGUGAUGAAAUAUUCUGCGUGGGACUGCCCAACAACUACCAGCUACCCCCCUGGCGCCCCCCACAUCUUCCCAGCUAUGAGAGUGUGCGAAAGAAGGACCGGCAGCAACAGAUCCACCGGCUGAUUGCACAUCGUUUUGGACUAUGGGCCUGCAGAGAGCUUCCACCAACCUAUGAGGAAUCCCUGGGACCGCUCCCCGAGGUGCCCCCCAGUUCUGGUUCUGCCCACCCAUUCCAGAGAACAACUGCCUUCCCUACUCAGAGGAACACUGCAGUGUAGGAGCAUGCAAGCAGCCUCCUCCUGGCCACCUCCUUAUCCCAGACCAACCCAGGCAGCAGAGGUGGUACCAAGCUGCCACUAGAGGGAGGCCUCUGCCAGACUCCAAUUGUGCUAGAUGCCCUUUGGUGCCUUCAAGACAGUGCUAUGGGAGGAUCUCACUGAUAACACAUCUUUGGGGACUGCCCUCUGUGGCCAUCCCACCCUCCCUGAAAUUUCUGGUCCUCUAUCCUAGAAAGCUCCCUCCAUUGUUUGCAAGGAAGUGAUGGGCCUACAUUACUGCCCAUAAGCACAAAGGGUAAAGUGAAUUACAGAGAGGGGAGUCUUAUUCAAGGCCCACAGAAAAAAUAAGAAAACGAUUUAUAACUGGAUCUCGGGAGUCCUAGCCUUUCCUGUUCCAGCUUCCUGGGGCUUCUGGAAUGAACAGAAAUGAAAUCUUUAUUCUGGUCUUAGAAAGAACUCUUGGUCUCUUCAGGCCUCUCUGCUCGGAAAUAGCCAAUCAAAGAGGGACCACAGGCACCAGGUAAAUCACUGCACAUGCCACACCAGACAGAGGCUGGCAGGGGGACGUCUCUUCUCCCACACAGAGUACAGCAAAUGCUACAGACGACUGGAAUGGGUAAACGCACUUUCUAUCCUGACCCUCAAUUUUAAUGAACCUGGGCCUAAGCUACGAA
Molecule: messenger RNA, 1623 nt
Organism: Vombatus ursinus (common wombat)
Lineage: Eukaryota; Metazoa; Chordata; Mammalia; Diprotodontia; Vombatidae
Exons: 5
Coding region: 296-949 (217 amino acids)
Source: RefSeq, a predicted model, not a curated record